AAAUGUCAGUACAUUUCCCACACUUGGCCGUUUACUGGAUCUCUCUCUCUCUCUCUCUUUUAAAACCUUUCUCCAAAUGUUAUCUCCGGCGAAAUGUGAGUCAGAAGACCCCACAGCUCAGCUGGAUCUCCUCCUCUCUUCUCCUAGAUCCGAACCCCAACGCCUCUCUCUCCUCCUCUCUCUUCCCAAUCCCGCCGAAGCAGAGAUGAGCACGAGCAGGAGAUCCACGAGGAUCAAUUGUAAUUCGCCUAAAGAGAUUGGCGGAGGAGAAGGUACCAACGGAAAGUCUGGAUCGAGUAAGAGAAAGAUUAGUAGCGCUCCGGUUAAGAAAGAUUCUGGCGGAUUGUCAUUCGAAGACAUAGCCAAGAGCUUGGAGAUUGGAGUCGUUUCCGAGUGCCGAGAUAAGAACGAUGAUGCUGAAGGUAGAUCGCAAGUUCCGGCUAAGAGGAAAGUUGACUGUGAUGACAUGAAGCGUUCUAGCAGUAAUAAACGGACGAGGAGAUCUGCGAGAUUCAGUAAAGGGAUGGAGGAUGAGGGAGAAGAAAAUCUAGGCGAGGAGCCUGUUCCAUCCAUUAGAUCUCCAAGGCUAUCUGGAACUGUUGAAAAUGGUUUGGGAUUAUGUGGUGCAAAACAGGUGAGAGGAACUGAGAAGCUGGUGCAAGUUAGUGAGAAUGGUAACUCGAAGAAAUGUGAGGGUGAUGGCUUUGUUUCAUCUAAGCAAGAGCUAUUAGGGUCAACUGUAAAUGGUAGUAGGGUCAAGUCGUUAGGAAAACACAGAUCUUCUGACCCAAAUGCGAGUGGUGAUCACACUAGCUCUUUGAAAAUUAGUGAAAAUGGUACGAGUCGCCGAGUGGUGAUGACAGCUGCGUUAGUGGAACAAGAGUCACGUCAGAGUAGAACUAGUGACUGCGGUGCUGAUGCUACUGUGAUCUAUAUCUCUGACGACGAUGAAGAGCCGCCGCCAGCCAAGGACGUACAAGAUUCGGUUGAAUUUUUGUAUACGAAAAGCUCUAAUGGAGAUGUUUUGAUACAAGGUGCAAGUGGAUGUACCCUCUCCUCGGGGGGAAAUGGGAGACAAGCACCACUGGAUCAAAAUAGUCCAAUUAAAUCAACCAAGGGAAAGGGUGCGCGAGUGACCCGUACUGCUGUCCGUGAAAAGCAUGAACAUGGUUCCUCCUUUUUCAUUGGAGAGCCAAUUCCUUGCGAGGAGGCUAAAGAAAGAUGGCGCUGGAGAUAUGACCUCAAGGAGCACAAAUCUAAGAGGAGAGGCCAACAGGCAGAAGAUGACGAAGACAUGAUUGUUGCAAAUGUGGAAUGCCACUAUUCACAGGCAAAAGUCGACAAUGAAACGUUCAGCCUCGGAGACUUUGCCUGCCUAAUGGGUAAUGGAGAAGAGCCACCUAUCGGCAAGAUAGUAGAGUUUUUUAAGACAACAGAUGGAGAAAGCUACUUCCGAGUUCAGUGGUUGUACAGAGCAACGGAUACAGUAAUGCAGAAGCAGGCUGCUGAUCAUGAGAGAAGGCGUCUCUUCUACUCUACUGUAAUGAAUGAUAAUCCAAUAGAUUGUCUUAUUUCUAAAGUUACUGUUUUACAAGUAUCACCUAGGGCAGGAUUAAAUCCCAAUUCUAUAAAAUCUGACUUUUAUUUUGAUAUGGAGUACUGCGUGGAGUUUUCGACAUUUCAAACCUUGAGAACUCAAACUUCCGAAAACAAGCUUGAGUGUGGUGCCGAUGUGACACCUACAGAAUCCAUUGAAUCUAUUUUGGAAGAUAAAAGUUUUAGCAAAGAGCUUCUGGUGCUUGAUCUUUACAGUGGUUGUGGUGGAAUGUCCACUGGGUUAAAUCUUGGAGCCAAGAUUUCUGGAGUUGAUGUCGUGACGAAAUGGGCUAUUGACCAGAACUUGGCUGCCUGUGAGAGCUUGAAACUGAACCAUCCACAGACGCAGGUUAGGAAUGACUCUGCUGGAGAUUUCCUCCAACUUUUGAAGGAGUGGGGUAAAUUAUGCAAGCGCUAUGUGCGUAACAAUGGUCAUACAACUGAUACAUUAAACCCCGAAAAUUCAACAAAAGAAGCCACUGAAAGUAGCUCUUCUACUGAAGAUGAUUCAGAACCUGAGGAGUACGAAGUUGAAAAGCUGGUUGAUAUAUGCUAUGGUGAUCCUGACAAGACAGGAGAACGUGGCCUGAAGUUUAAGGUGCACUGGAAAGGAUAUAGCAGCAACGAAGAUACUUGGGAGCCAGCAGAGGAAUUGAGCAAUUGUCAAGAUGCCAUCCGGGAGUUUGUAACAAGUGGAUUCAAGAAGAAGAUCUUGCCACUUCCUGGCGGUGUUGGCGUGAUAUGUGGUGGACCUCCAUGUCAAGGAAUUAGUGGCUAUAACCGCUUCAGGGAAGUUGAUUCUCCGUUGACUGAUGAAAGGAAUCAGCAAAUUGUAGUUUUCAUGGACAUAGUUGAGUAUCUGAAACCCAAAUUCGUGUUGAUGGAAAACGUUGUUGAUAUUCUGCGUUUGGACAAAGGUUCUCUUGGGAGGUACGCUUUGAGCCGUCUUGUGGACAUGAGAUACCAAGCGAGGCUAGGUAUCAUAACAGCUGGUUGCUAUGGUCUUUCCCAAUUUCGUUCCCGAGUUUUCAUGUGGGGAGCUGAUCCAAACAUGAAACUGCCUCCGUUUCCGCUUCCAACCCAUGAUGUUAUUGUCAGAUAUGGGUUUCCUCUUGAGUUCGAGCGGAAUGUAGUUGCUUACUGUGAAGGCCAGCCCAGAGAUGUUGAAACAGCUCUUGUUCUAAAAGAUGCGAUAUCAGAUCUUCCUCAUGUGUCAAACAACGAAACCCGGGAAAGAAUGUCCUAUGAAAGUCUCCCAGAGACAGAUUUCCAGAGAUACAUUAGAUCAACCAAACACGAUAUGACUGGCUCUGCGACUGAUAACUGUACAAAAAGGACGAUGCUACUGUAUGAUCACAGGCCGUCCCUUUUGUCUGAAGAUGAUUAUAACCGAGUCUGUCAAAUCCCAAAGAAGAAGGGAGCUAAUUUCAGGGAUCUUCCAGGGUUAAUCGUCAGAAACGACAAUACAGUCGGCCGUGAUCCAUCAAUGGAACCUGUCCUUCUGCCAUCAGGAAAGCGUUUGGUACCAGAAUAUGUCUUUACUUUUCAGCAAGGGAAAUCUAAAAGACCGUUUGCGCGUCUUUGGUGGGACGAAACAGUUCCAACCGUUCUGACAGUCCCCAGCUGCAGCAAUCAGGCGUUUUUGCAUCCAGAGCAAGAUCGAAUACUAACCAUAAGAGAAGCCGCACGGCUUCAAGGUUUCCCUGAUUACUUCCAGUUCUGUGGAACCGUUAAACAAAGGUACUGUCAGAUUGGAAAUGCAGUGGCAGUCUCGGUUUCUCGUGCUUUGGGCUAUUCUCUUGGUAUGGCUUUCCGUGGUCUAGCCGGUGACGAGAAUAUGAUAAAACUUCCCCAGAAGUUUUCUCAUUCAAGUUACCUUCAGCUUCAAGAAUCCAUUCCUCACUAAAAUUAUGUAGUACGACUUGGAAAGUCAAUAGCAGCAGAACUGUUUACCUUUUACCAUUUAUUUCUCUACACGAGGGUUGAGCUAAACGAAGACGUUCUGAGCUCAAACUCUUAUCAAUUUUUCUCAUCAAACUACAAAUUUUGUUGAUUAGUUAUAUGACUGAUAAACCAUGUUUAAUUUUUUUUUAAAUCUCUUUCAUUUUUACAUGUGUUUAGU
Brassica rapa (field mustard) is the source of this 3718-nucleotide messenger RNA. RefSeq names its product DNA (cytosine-5)-methyltransferase CMT2. NCBI's taxonomy places the organism in Eukaryota, Viridiplantae, Streptophyta, Magnoliopsida, Brassicales, Brassicaceae. Gene Ontology annotation, biological process: negative regulation of gene expression via chromosomal CpG island methylation; DNA methylation-dependent constitutive heterochromatin formation. Gene Ontology annotation, cellular component: nucleus. The record is from RefSeq and is a predicted model, not a curated record. Gene Ontology annotation, molecular function: DNA binding; chromatin binding; DNA (cytosine-5-)-methyltransferase activity.